Molecule: messenger RNA, 2674 nt
Organism: Rhopalosiphum maidis (corn leaf aphid)
Lineage: Eukaryota; Metazoa; Arthropoda; Insecta; Hemiptera; Aphididae
Product: probable ATP-dependent RNA helicase DDX10
Exons: 12
Coding region: 208-2571 (787 amino acids)
Biological process (GO): rRNA processing
Cellular component (GO): nucleus
Molecular function (GO): nucleic acid binding; ATP binding; RNA helicase activity
Source: RefSeq, a predicted model, not a curated record
UCUCCGAUAGCUUGCUGUUUGUAGCUCGACAGCACGUGUCCCACGCGAUAUUUCAUAUCAAUAAAGCAUCGACAUAACACUAUCAAUGUGUUUUCCAUGAUCAACUACCGUCGAUUGAUUGUUGACUGUUUAAGACUAAGCAAUAGGCAAAUAGGCAAUAGUGGUAAUACUAAUCAUUAACAGUCUACGACAACCGAUUUGUUCGCGAUGGUGUACAAGAAACGUAAAAUAAAAGUUUUUAGACCUAAACAAAAGAAGGAGUCUAUCGAUGUCGUGAUCGGCAAACUCAAAGAAUCGUACGAACAGAUUGAUCCAAAUGCCAUUGAAAAAUUUGAAGAUUUUCCCUUGUCGGCACCAACACUAAAAGGUUUAAAAGAAAACAAAUUCUUUGUGCCUACUGAAAUACAACGUGAAAGCAUUGGCUAUAGCUUACGUGGUGAAGACAUAUUAGGUGCAGCUAAGACUGGUAGUGGUAAAACGCUAGCUUUUUUAAUACCGGUAUUGGAAAUAUUGUAUUGCAACAAAUGGAAUCGUUCAGAAGGGUUAGCAGCAUUGAUCAUAACUCCUACAAGAGAAUUAGCAUAUCAGAUAUUUGAAACAUUGCGUAAAAUUGGGAUCCACCAUGAUUUUUCUGCUGGUUUAAUUAUUGGUGGCAAAGAUUUGAAAUUUGAGCGUAAACGUUUAGACCAAUGUAACAUAAUGAUUUGCACGCCAGGUCGUUUAUUGCAACAUAUGGAUGAAAAUCCACUGUUUGACUGCUCUAAUAUGCUGGUACUAGUAUUGGAUGAAGCUGAUCGAUGUCUUGAUAUGGGUUUUCAGCAAACUAUGAACAAUAUUAUAGAGAAUUUGCCUCCUGAAAGGCAAACACUUCUGUUUUCAGCCACUCAAACCAAAUCUGUGAAAGAUUUGAUAAGACUCAGCUUAAAUAAUCCUCAUUCAAUUUCUGUUCACGAAGAAUCAGAGCAUAGUACUCCAUCAGGCUUAGUACAAAGUUAUAUGGUAUGUGAAUUGCAUGAUAAAAUGAGUUUGUUAUGGUCGUUCAUAAAAAAUCAUUUACACCAUAAAGUGCUCGUGUUUAUGUCAAGCUGUAAACAGGUUAAAUAUUUUUAUGAAAUAUUAUGUAAACUACGACCAGGAACUAGUUUAUUAGCAUUGUAUGGUACAAUGCAUCAAACAAAACGUAUGGCUGUGUACGAAUCAUUUAGUAGAAAACAACGUUCUGUUCUCUUCGCUACAGACAUUGCUGCUCGAGGACUUGAUUUUCCUGCUGUUAAUUGGGUUGUUCAGUUGGAUUGUCCAGAAAAUGCAAACGAGUAUAUUCAUCGUGCUGGUAGGACGGCUAGAUUUCAGAAAUCUGGAGAAUCGUUGCUUGUACUUUUACCCUCUGAAUUAGCUAUUUUAGAACAAUUGAAAAAUAAAAAAAUUCCAAUCUCAGAAAUAAAAGUUAAUCCUAAUAAAUUGACAUCAGUGCAACGGACAUUAGAAGCUACUUUAGCAAAAGAUCACAUUUUGAAAGAAUCAGCUCAGCGUGCUUUUGUUUCUUAUAUAAAAUCUGUAUUCUUAAUGAAAGACAAAAGUGUUUUUGACGUUUCAGCUUUAGAUACAGAUUCAUUUGCUAGUUCAUUAGGUUUAGCGAUUCCACCACGUGUAAGAUUUUUACAAAAAUGGAAGAAAGCUAAAGAAGCCAAGAAAAAAGAAAAGGAUACACUUGCUCAAACUGUAGUUGAAAAUCUUAAUGAAAAAUUGAACAAAUCAUCUGAUUCUGAAAUUUCAGACGACGAACCUGAGCCGUAUCAAUCAUCUGUUAAAGACUCGUAUAAUUUUCAUAAUGAUGACGAUAGUGAUGAAGAAAAUGAUAAUUUAUUCACUGUAAAACGAAAAGAUCACAAUAUCCCAGAAACUGAAGAUUUUGAAGAGGAAGUAGAAUUAUCAACUGAUAAUUUGAAUAAAAAGAAAAAAAAACCUUUAACUAAAGCAGCAGUAGCAAAAAAAAUGAUUAAAAAACAAAUCAAGCCAAAUCAGAAAACUGUUUUUGAUGAAACUGGAGAAGCUGUACUGGACAAGGCUAAAACAAAAGUCUCACAAAUGGCUCGAGAAUAUGAGAAUAAUAGCGAUAAGGGUGGUAUUGAUAUAGAACAAGCCAAACAAAUGUUACGUGAAGAGGAUGUGUAUGACAAACAACUGUUCCGAGAGAAGGUUAAAGCAAAACAUAGAGAGGAAAAGAGGAAAGCCAAAGAAGAAGCUAAGAGAGCUGAAAUGGAGGAUGCAAGUUCUAGUGAUGAAGCAUCUGUUGAUCUGUCUUGGCUACCUGAUCCAGAUAAGGUUUAUGGCAAACAAGAGAGUGGUGAUUCCGAAGAUAAUUUCGAUCCUAACGAUCUUAAUUCUGCUUCAGAAUCUGAAGUUGAUGAUGAUUCAUCAAAUAUUCAUCGACCACCUAAACGAAAAUUGUUGACUAAUAAAAACAAUAGUAAUAAACGAAGGAAGAAUGAAGAAGACUUAGAUGAACCCAUAGACACAGGUUUGAGUUUAAUGGAAGAUGAAGAAUUAGUGCUUAAAAUGUUGGAUGUGUAACUUUUUGUUAUAUAAUGGUUUUAUUUUUAUUAAUUGAUAUUGAAAUUUAUUGAUUGAUUGGUUUAAUAUAAAUAUAAUCGAUUUAUGAAUGUGUACAAUUUUG